AUGAAUAGUAUGUACAUCAGUACAUCUUAUUAGAAUGGAUUGAAAAUAUUCGUUGAUGAAUUUUAGUGUUGAAAAAAAUGGAAUGAAAACAUUGUGGUUUUCAUCCGUAAUGGAUCGUUCGAAUGGACUUAUUGUGCGCAAGAGCACAUAUAAACGUCAUAUAGCCAGCCUACAAUGGACCGCGUAAGGUUUAUGCGUGAACUUUCCACUCGGUAUAUUUAUGCAGUAGUGAGUCGCUGCUGCACAUCAUACACUACAUCAAAUAUAAUAAUUAAGAAACAUCAUAUGUAUAUAUAGAAUAGAAUAGACACGAUUGAGAUAGGAAUAUACAACAAUUGGCCAAACAUAAGAAGAAGAACCUGAUAAUCUAUAACAAUUUGGACUCUGAGUUGUACGGACGGUUUAAGUAGGUAUUCUUUCCUUGAGAGAUCAUCAUCCAUUCAUUCAAGAUUGAGAAAAACAAAUAGUGACGGACAAGAUGAAAGCAGUACGGAAAGGUCGUGAAAAAAAGGAGGAGCUUGAGGAUGUCGCGGACGUUUUAGGGGGUUCGGUGGCUGCAACGAGUAUUGCCUUGGCUGGUCGCCACAGGCCCGAAGAAUUAGCUACGUUAGCCAAAACAACGAGAUUCACCAGAAAGGAGAUUCAACUCAUCUACCGUGGCUUUAAACAAGAAUGCCCAACUGGUCUAGUUGACGAAGAGGGCUUCAAACAGAUAUUCUCACAGUUCUUCCCUCAGGGCGAUGCCAGUCAGUACGCUCACUAUGUCUUCAAUACGAUGAAGCGGAAACCAUCUGGAAAAAUAAGUUUUGAGGAAUUUCUUUCAAUUCUAUCAAAAGUAUCACGUGGAUCUGUUGAGGAGAAACUUCAAUGGGUUUUUGGUCUUUACGAUUUGGAUGGCGAUGGUUUAAUAAGUAAAGAAGAAAUGCUCGAUGUAGUUGGCUCUAUAUAUGAAAUGCUAGGUCGUUAUACUCAGCCACAAAUUGCAGAACCACAGCUAGCAGCAAGAGAGCACGUUGAUCGUAUUUUUCAUCUCAUGGAUACAAAUAAAGAUGGAGUUGUCACAAUUGAGGAGCUUGUAACGUGGUGUUCAAAGGAUGAACAACUAUUACGGAGUUUAGAUACACUGGACACAGUAUUAUGAAAAUUUAUAAUUUAUCAAACGAAGAGAAAAAAAAAUUCUAUUUAUUGUACAUUCAUUAUAAUGUCGUUAUAAAUGUCGGUUUAACAAAUUGACAUAUUGCAUUGUGCCAAACCAAUUGGAAAUUUGGGAUUUGUAUGGAACAUGAAAUUCAAGAAUAUCAACAUCAACUGAGA
Molecule: messenger RNA, 1314 nt
Organism: Diachasma alloeum
Lineage: Eukaryota; Metazoa; Arthropoda; Insecta; Hymenoptera; Braconidae
Product: Kv channel-interacting protein 2
Exons: 5
Coding region: 479-1141 (220 amino acids)
Molecular function (GO): calcium ion binding
Source: RefSeq, a predicted model, not a curated record